UACGCCUAUUCCCAUGGAAAAUUCACGGGUGAUGGGACAAAAAAAAAUUCUUCUUUUUCGAUCUCUGCGGAAUAACCAUGGCUAUUCAAAAGUGCGUUCAACAUCUUGGACUAUAAUUAAGGCCCGAUUUAAAAUUGUUGGGCAAUUUUGACCUGAUUCUGUGUCUGAAUUCAGACCAAUCUUUCCUCUCUAUAUAAUAAUAAAUACUGUUCUUUCUUCCCUGUCGGAGAAAGUUGACUCUGAACCCCACCCCACGUCUCUACCUCCACAGCCAUGAGGCGAAGGAAUCACGACCGCGGCUUCAUCCGCCGUGACGGCGGAAAUGCUCCGUUCGUGAAUCCAGUCAACGAUCAUCCCCAAUCGGAGCAUCAGCAAGAAGACACGACCUCCACGGAUCGGUCCUCUGCUGCUUCUCCCUCUACUUCUCAGCCAUCACAAAACCUCGAUCACCCGACAAAACCUCGCCGUAUUCGGCGCCGCCGUGGUGGAUCAAAGUCCGCACCUCCCUCCGUGGAGAAAUCAGAGGUGAAUUCAACUGAACCCGAUGCUGCUGAUUGCUUGGCCGAUGAGUUAAGCACCGUAGACCUGAAACAGAAUUCGAAUCUGGUUAAUAAUGAUAAUUCAAGUGUAUACUCGGAGGAUAAGCAGAGCCCUGAGAUUGAAGAAACCGUUGAUGAGACGAAGGAAGAUAUCAUGUUGACUAUUCUGAAUGAUUUGCGAUCUAACGUCACUGAGCCGGAGCUAACCGAUGAGCAGCUAAGGUUGAAUGAUCAGUUACAAGAAGAUGAGCUUCUGGCACUAGGGUACAUCUAUGGAGGUAACAUGUUCAUCCUUGAACGGCAUAAAGAUAUGCGAUACUUUCAGAUUCAUGUAAACGUUGAGGCAACUAGUGAACAUACUAUCUCUGCAAAGCUCAACUUACAAGCUGAUUCAAGCAAAGACUCAGAUGAUUUCUUAUACUCGUUCCAGGCCCAGCACCUUCCUCCGAUUGUGUUGACUUGUUUGUUACCAAAGGCUUAUCCUAGCCACUUACCGCCUUACUACUUGAUAAGCGUUCGGUGGAUGAACCCUGAUAAGAUCUCGAGCCUCUGCUCCAUGCUGGAUUCGAUAUGGACUGAACAGCCAGGGCAAGAAGUCUUGUACCAGUGGACAGAUUGGUUACAGAACUCGUCUGUUUCUUAUCUCGGCUUUGAUAAUGAGAUUGUUCUUGGUCCUUAUGGCGUUACAUCUUCUAGAGAUAAACGUGCUGUCUCUGGCAGUCGUUCACCUGAUGUAGAUAUCCCUUAUAUUAGGAGUUAUGACGACGAGAAACGCCGUGAGAGCUUCCUUGAGAGCUUACACGAGUGCUGUAUAUGUUUCUCCGAAUCUGCAGGUUUGGACUUUGUUAAGUUGCCAUGUGAGCAUUUCUUUUGUGUAAAAUGUAUGAAGACGUAUACAGACAUACACGUCUCUGAAGGCACAGUCAACAAGCUUCAGUGUCCGGAUUCGAAAUGUGGAGAGAUUGUUCCUCCAGGUGUAUUGAAGAGAUUGCUGGGAGAUGAAGCUUAUCAACGUUGGGAAACUCUCAUGUUGCAGAAAACACUGGAAUCCAUGACUGACGUCGCCUACUGUCCUAGAUGUGAAACCCCCUGCAUAGAAGACGAGGAUCAAUUUGCUUUAUGUUUCAAAUGCUACUACAGUUUUUGUACUCUCUGUAACGAAAAGCGACACGUGGGAGGUACCUGUAUGAGCCCAGAGCUCAGGCUUCAAAUCUUGGAGGAGCGUCAAAGUUCUUCACGUCUUGGAGAGGAACAAAGGCGAAAAGAAAGGGAAAUGAUCAAUGAGAUUAUCAGUGUGAGUGUGAUAAAGCAAAGUGCAAAGCAAUGCCCGUCUUGCAAAAUGGCCAUCUCAAGAACCGGUGGCUGUAACAAAAUGGUUUGCAAUAACUGUGGCCAGUUCUUUUGCUACCGUUGCAACAAAGCUAUCACUGGUUAUGAACAUUUCAGAGAGGGAACAUGUGAGCUUUUCCCACAGGACGCUAUCCAAGAAUGGAAUGAAAUGAAUGAGCGACAAGUUUUUCAGAUUCAAGCUCAGUUGUUUGCACCGCACGGUCAGUUUCCUCAGCGCGGCCAGAUAUGUCCUAAUUGCCGCCAGUUCAACCUAAAGGCGGGAAACAACAAUCACUUGUUUUGCUGGGCGUGUCAAGCACAUUUCUGUUACCUUUGCAAACAAGUGGUGAAGCGAUGUGCUCAGCAUUAUGGACCAAAGGGUUGCAAGCAGCACACUGAUGGGUAAAGGCGUGUUUCAGAAGAUGUAGAACAUAUUAUGUUUUUUUCUUUCUCCAGAGGUUGUCGUUUGUUCUAAGUUCAAAAGAAACAUUGAUUCGAUUUUCUAUAUAGGUUUCUAUAUUUAUUACACAAUAUUCAUCUGCUUAAGGUUUAUAAAAACAUUGAUGAGUUUGGUUCAA
This is a messenger RNA of Brassica napus (rape), 2446 nucleotides long. Its product is annotated as E3 ubiquitin-protein ligase RNF14. Gene Ontology annotation, molecular function: ubiquitin protein ligase activity; ubiquitin conjugating enzyme binding; zinc ion binding. Bases 274 to 2274 code for a protein of 666 amino acids. Lineage: Eukaryota; Viridiplantae; Streptophyta; Magnoliopsida; Brassicales; Brassicaceae. The transcript has 7 exons. Gene Ontology annotation, biological process: positive regulation of proteasomal ubiquitin-dependent protein catabolic process; ubiquitin-dependent protein catabolic process; protein polyubiquitination. Gene Ontology annotation, cellular component: cytoplasm; ubiquitin ligase complex. The record is from RefSeq and is a predicted model, not a curated record.